UCCUUUCCUUGCCGCCGCCGCCGCCGCCACCAUCUCGGAGAAGAGCACCGCAGCGAUCCCGUCGACACCUCCCUCAGGCGAAGAUGGUCGCGUUCAGGUUCCACCAGUACCAAGUGGUCGGGAGGGGCCUGCCGACACCGACCGAGGAGCAGCCCAAGAUCUACCGCAUGAAGCUAUGGGCGACCAACGAGGUCCGAGCCAAGUCCAAGUUCUGGUACUUCCUCCGAAAGCUGAAGAAGGUUAAGAAGAGCAACGGCCAGAUCCUCGCCUUCAACGAGAUUUUUGAGAAGAACCCUACCACUAUCAAGAACUUUGGCAUCUGGUUGCGUUACCAAAGCAGGACUGGAUACCACAACAUGUACAAGGAGUACCGUGACACUACCCUCAAUGGUGCAGUUGAGCAGAUGUACACAGAGAUGGCUUCCCGCCACCGUGUUAGAUCCCCCUGCAUUCAGAUCAUCAAGACUGCCACUGUCCAUUUCAGCAUCUGCAAGCGUGAGAACACUAAGCAGUUUCACAAGUCGGACAUCAGGUUCCCACUGGUCUACCAGAAGGUCCGGCCACCAACCAGGAAGCUGAAGACGACCUUCAAGGCUACAAGGCCAAACUUGUUCAUGUGAUCUAAGCAAAUCGUAAGAGUGUCCAGCAUGAACUAUUGCUAGUUCAGAUUAAUAUUAUCUAUAAGAAAGAUAUUUUUCUUAAUUCUAGAUAGUUGAUCCAUGCAGUAGCCUUUUUAGGCCUGACAACCCUUGUUUAUCUUUGUUCCUUUUGUUGUCACCUGAAUGCCUGAUAUGAGUAUACCGACAUGUUUUUUUAGCUUUUA
This is a messenger RNA of Lolium rigidum, 823 nucleotides long. Its product is annotated as 60S ribosomal protein L18a. NCBI's taxonomy places the organism in Eukaryota, Viridiplantae, Streptophyta, Magnoliopsida, Poales, Poaceae. Gene Ontology annotation, molecular function: structural constituent of ribosome. The record is from RefSeq and is a predicted model, not a curated record. Gene Ontology annotation, biological process: translation. The coding region runs from base 84 to 620 and encodes 178 amino acids. Gene Ontology annotation, cellular component: ribosome; cytosolic large ribosomal subunit. The transcript is spliced from 4 exons.